GUCUUGUUUCUUGCCGCCACUCUUGCAUUCAGGUUCUUCGUGGUUUCGUAGUAACCUCAACAAUCCCGUAUAAGUGGGCGCCUUCUGACAUUGAACCAACAAACUACUGCCGUUGUCGCUCAGGCAGCAUAUAUGCGCUGAAGAACACCACAGGCGCGAUUUCUGCUAGUUAUCUGACGUGUCCUUCAAGGCAACAGCGUUAAGCUGUAUCUGAGCGCGUCUGUCAGAGCGUAGAGCACAUCAGUUGGCCCGCAUACUGGUUGAAUGGCGGGGGCGUUCAGCGCACAUUUACUUGAGGCUCACGGAACAGCUCAGCGAUCAUUAAAGGGUCCCUUCGGACAACCCCUUCCUAUAAAUUCCAACAUCUCUGUAAACGGUCCGAUGUCGUUUGCUCCGCAAAUGCACGGUCUCCCCGGGCAAUCCUCGUUCUUCCAAGACUCUACAUUGGUCGACCUCAGCGACGAGACCGCCAAGCGAAUCGCUACGCUUCAAGCCAAACUCAACAAGAAACUCGGUCCGGAAUACGUAUCACAGAGACCUGGACCAAGCGGGGGUCCGAAACUCACGUAUGCUGAGGGGUGGAAGAUCAUCAAUCUUGCUAACGAAGUCUUCGGAUUCAAUGGGUGGAGCUCAAAUAUAGUUAGCUUAACGACCGACUUCAUCGAUCUCAACGAUCAAUCCCAGAGGUAUUCGGUAGGAGUCACCGCCGUUGUCAGAGUAACGUUGCGCGAUGGCGUCUUCCACGAGGACGUUGGGUACGGGUUGCUCGAGAAUUCGAAGAGCAAGGGUGCAGCCCUCGACAAGUGCAAGAAGGAAGCGGUGACGGAUGCCAUCAAGCGAUCUCUGCGCAACUUCGGUAACCUCCUCGGCAACUGUCUCUACGAUAAAUCAUACACGCAGGAAGUCGUGAAGAUGAAAGUCCCGCCACCAAAGUUUAACAAGGAUGAUCUCCACCGUCGGCCCGAGUUUGAAGAUUCGAAAGGCACUGCGGGGCCCAGUUCGACCACCUACAUGACUGCGCCGAGCAAGCCAGCCACAUCCAUCAAUAGCCCAGCUUCCCCCGUUGUGAAGAGCGAAACAACAUCUCGUAUGGAAGCCAUUCUCAACGCAUGUAACACGGCCGCCCAGCAAGGACAAACUGUGGCUCCCGCUGUGCCUUCACAUAUGCGCUCUGGAUCUGGCCAAACGGACCCUGUCGCGACGUCUACGCCCAACAUCAAAGCGAGGUCGUCCGCUGGUCCGAAUGCUGGUGGUCCGAAUGCAUCAUCAAGCGCCGCCGCACCUCGAACAGGGCCGACUGUACUCAGCAAUCCACCUCAACGCCCGCCAAACGAACCCGUCAGGGGGAACUCGCCCGCGCAGCCUCAAGAUCGCCAGUCGAAUCAAAGUUAUCCGGCGCCGCAGCCACAAGGCGAACGUCGGGUUUCGUUCGCGCCGCAACCCGCCGCGAGUACCUCUGGCUCCGUCAUUCCCUCUGCCGUUACUGCUCCCCCGCAAGCUGUCGUGAGCAACGAUGUGGACAUUCCUGAUGACACGUCGGAGUUUCAUUUCAACUCGGACGAUGACGCUUUCCUGGCGGAGGUUGAUCUGGGCGAGGAUGGCAUAGGUGGACCGCUCGACUUCGAUGAAGGGGCUGGUGGCGUCGAAGCGGACGAUGACACGAGGAACGAAGCCCACGAUCCACGACAACCAGGACGACCUCCACUGCAGGAAAGGCCACUCCCGCCACAACCCCAAGGGCAUCCUCAACGCUCUGCGGAUCCUCGAGCGGCGAACCCUGCGCAACCGCCGCAUGCUAUGUCUAGAUCUGGCCCCACAAGCUCCAGACACGAGAUAGCAAACCAGAACAAUUCUACUGUCCAUCAGACCUCAAAGGACGCCUCGUCCACAUUUAUCGCACAGUCACCGCCUACUAUGGGCGGGUUUCACUUUUCAACCACAACCUCGACGUCAAAUUCCCAUAACCAACAACGUCCAGGGCACGCCGCCCGACCCAACUACACCUCGUCCACCGGUGGGAGUGAAAUCGGUAUGAAGCGCAGCGCCGAUGUCAUGCAGGGAAAUGCCAGUGCUGGCGCGGCGUCGCGAAGACCGAUGCAGGGGAUGGGCCUUGCACCGCCUCCUGGUACAGGUGGCCGACCGGGUCCGCAAGGCGCCGGCGCGCAGGGGCAUAGGAGACAACCUUUCUCAGCGUUGGACGUUGGCGAAGGCGGGGACUUCAAACGGAUGAAACGUUAGACGGUGGGCUCGUUUUGUGGUUCUGUACAAUUCAGGAUGCCAUGCGCACAGCGCAUGUUCUCGGACAUGAGGUACGAAGAGAAUGCAUGGCAUGUAUAUUACGACAAUGUUUUCUUGCAUGCAACGGGAUCUUUGAC
This is a messenger RNA of Rhodofomes roseus, 2375 nucleotides long. RefSeq lists its product as uncharacterized. The record is from RefSeq and is a predicted model, not a curated record. Gene Ontology annotation, cellular component: nucleus. Bases 265 to 2238 code for a protein of 657 amino acids. NCBI's taxonomy places the organism in Eukaryota, Fungi, Basidiomycota, Agaricomycetes, Polyporales, Fomitopsidaceae. Gene Ontology annotation, biological process: double-strand break repair via homologous recombination; double-strand break repair via single-strand annealing; mitotic recombination. The transcript is spliced from 8 exons.